CGCGGAACACAGUGUGACUUUACAAGUAAGUUACUCUACUAAAGGUUAAUUUCUUCUUUCGGGACGGCUAUCGUCAGCAGAUUAUGCAAACAACAGUUAUCACAACAAAGCCAAGAAACUUCCCUGUACACUGUGAGAUGCAAGCUGCUGUUCCAUGGGUGUAAGCCGACUGGAUGUACUAUACAGAAGGCUGCUCCUCACCAAACUCUUCAUUCAAGGAUGGGGAAAGCCUGAAGAUCUCAAGAGAAUCUUUGAGUUCCGCAAGAUCAUUGGGGACAGAGAGAGAUGUAAGGACCUGGUACCCAACGAUUAUCCAGUUUAUAUAGAUAAGACAGAAGACCAGGUUGACUGUCAGAUCCAUGAUGGAUUCUUCAUCUCUCCUCUGGAACCUAUGGUUCCUGGAAUACUGCCACCAGAAGCUGUUAAAGCCAGGUUCCAGUUAAUAGUUCCCAAGAAAUGGCAGCGGAACAGACCAGUAUGUAUCCACCUGGCUGGGACUGGAGACCAUUUUUUUUGGCGUCGUCGGACCCUGAUGGCUAGACCCAUGAUCAAAGAGACAGGAAUGGCUUCAGUACUGCUGGAGAACCCUUACUAUGGCUACCGCAAACCCAAAGACCAACUGCGGUCCAGUCUGAAAAAUGUGUCAGACCUGUUUGUGAUGGGUGGGGCUUUGAUCCUGGAGUCAAUGGUGCUUCUUCAUUGGUUGGAGAGAGAGGGGUUCUGGCCAUUAGGAAUGACUGGCAUCUCCAUGGGUGGAUAUAUGGCAUCCCUAGCAGUGACCAACUGGCCUAAGCCCAUUCCACUGAUUCCCUGCCUGUCGUGGUCCACCGCAUCUAGUGUCUUUACCACGGGUGUACUUAGUAAGGCAGUCAAUUGGAGAGAGUUGGAGAAGCAAUAUGCCAUUAAUUCUGUCUAUGAAGAGGAAAUCAUUCAACUGUUGGAGUACUGUGGGGCUGAUUCCUUUAAGAUGGGUCAAGAUCUUGUCAAGAACUCUCCGGGUUGUUGGGACACUAUGGAGAGCAUUUUGGGCCUGAAUGAAGCUGACAAUGCAUCAGCUGGCCCAUACUCCAGGGCUGGAGGUGAUACUGAGGCUCAACAGAGGCUGUUAAUUGGCGGAGGUCCUGUAAGGUGCCCAUCUGGAUCCAGACUAGAUCAGUUGUUGUCAUCAAUGAACAGCAGUGGCAGGAGCUUGGACACUCUACCAAGACACUUCCAGGCUAACAAUAUACUACACGAUAAGAAUGCAAAUUCAGUGAAGGGUUGUCGACCAUCAUUGCAGAGAGAAUCACUAAGCUUCAUGAAGGGUGUGAUGGAUGAAUGUACACAUAUGGCCAACUUCUCUGACAAACUGGGACAGGAUGGGGGGGGGGAGUACUUCACUGACAAAGUCCCUGUAGACCCCAGUCUCAUCAUCGUGGUCCAAGCAAAGGAGGAUGCCUAUGUCCCUCGUACAGGAGUCCUCAGUCUGCAAGACAUCUGGCCAGGAUGUGAGGUUAGAUACCUGAAUGGAGGACACAUCAGCGCAUACCUGUUUAAGCAGAACUUGUUCAGACAGGCCAUCUACGAUGCCUUUGACAGAUUCCUCCAGAAGUAUUCCAACCUGCAGUAGCUGUGACAGCGUGACAAUAUGACACCCUUCUUUUCUUCUGUUAUCAGAGCUGUAUGUUCAAUCUGAUCUGUCUGGUUAUACUUCCCCGAAGAGGCUGAAACAUUUUGCCUAAAUGGCUGGACAUUGAAGAAAAUGAUGGCUGUAGGUCGUUGCACCAAAAUAUAGGAUCAGUGUGGCACCUAUAAAAAAAAUUAAUUUGAUUGGAUAUUAUUUCUUAGGCUUAGGGAAAUUCAAACGAAAGGUCAAUUGGGCAUGGUCUCAAUUUAAGUAACUACCUUUUCUAACUCUGAUUAGGAUAUGACAUAUAAUGACAAUAAUGCACUGUAACCUUCCCUUUUAUUCAGCAUUGAUAGUGAAAAAAACUUUUGUAUCAAAAAAGAGUUUUAAACGUUUAUUACUGAAACUUACCAUGACACUCAGGCCUGGUGACCUUAUAAAAAAAAUUCAACUGAGUUUUUAUUAAAUGCAUUCUUGGGCCAUCUUAACAUUUCAUAAUGAGGACUAGUUGAAAUUGAAUUAAUGCUAUGAUACAUCUUAUGGAAUACAUUGAUCAUUGGCCGGUCCACGCUGGUUAGCAUAAAGGACAGCAACACAUGAGAUGCAAAACGUGCAUCAAUGAAAUUGCUAAUAAUCCUCUCAUUUAAAAUGUAAAGUAAGCAAUAUAAUUGCUGUAGAGUCCACUUUUUGUUCUUAUGCACAAAAGCACAUCUGUGAACAUAUUGGCUAGCUAAUCUACUCAAAUUCUGUACACACCUGCUGUCAUGGUCUAAUGCAUGGCUAUGCAAAUGGCUGUUUUCUUAUGCUGCCAUGCGGAAAAGCUUCUUGUUUCAUAUCCCACUUCAUUGCCUCCGUUGACACCAGUGCUACCAUCUUGUGCUAUGUUUUCCAUCCUGUGUCCUGGUUUGAUUCAUUGCACCACCAUCAUUGUCUUUUCCUUUUUUCACAACACAGUAUAAUUGGCCUCUAAGUCCUCAUAUUCCCUCAGUCACCUUUGUCACUGUUUCAGUGAAUCCAUUAUUGUGGUUCCCUGAGUUUUGGUCAGUUGCCAUAAGGUUGUCUUUUCAAUCUUCAUGUCCAUCUCCUCAGAGAGAACAGUAAUAACUACAAUAAUAGCUGAAAAUUGUGGUAUGUUGAUCCACUAAAUCAACUCCAAACCCAGAGAGAAAACAGAGUUUAUCAUAAGAUGUUAAGCAGUGAGAUGUUAAAAAAUGCAAUACACUAGAAAGGGAAAGGAGAUUGUUUUUAUGAGACACCACCAGGAAACAUACUAUAUUUAGAACAUGUCCAUAGAAACCUGUUGAAGCUAGUUCCCACAGCAACUAUACUGCCCACCUACCAUAUGCCUUAAUAGAUUAUUAGCCAAAAAGUUAAUAUAUUCCUUCCAUUUUUAUCAAAUUGUCAUGUUUUUCCUUAGAGAUGAGUCAUGGUUAUGAUCCAGUUAAGAUGCCAUGUUGUUGUACAUUAAAUGUUCUUUUGUGCAGUG
This is a messenger RNA of Myripristis murdjan (pinecone soldierfish), 3092 nucleotides long. RefSeq names its product abhydrolase domain containing 18 (gene abhd18). Lineage: Eukaryota; Metazoa; Chordata; Actinopteri; Holocentriformes; Holocentridae. The record is from RefSeq and is a predicted model, not a curated record. The coding region runs from base 155 to 1609 and encodes 484 amino acids. The transcript is spliced from 15 exons.